This is a messenger RNA of Hevea brasiliensis (rubber tree), 417 nucleotides long. RefSeq lists its product as uncharacterized. Lineage: Eukaryota; Viridiplantae; Streptophyta; Magnoliopsida; Malpighiales; Euphorbiaceae. The transcript has a single exon. The coding region runs from base 1 to 417 and encodes 138 amino acids. The record is from RefSeq and is a predicted model, not a curated record.
AUGAAAGCAUGGAAGAAGCUCAAGAAGUUCUUCAAGAAGACCCAUCAAGAACCUUAUUUUCUUCAACCGCCACCAUGUCACUGUUGCUGCUCAUACUCCAGUCCAGUUCAACCCUCAGCUCCACCACUGUCACCAUGGCUGGUUCAAGACCAGACCAAUGAAGUGGGCUGCCAAUGUCACACCCGGUUCUCAUCUCAAGAAGUUGGGAAAGCGAACCACUUUUAUCCUUCAUCGGCAACUGAGACUACCCCAUUAACCUACCAGCAAUAUACAGUUCCAAAUCCUGUUUAUGGAAUGCCUGUUGUGCAGACACCGAGAAGAGAAAGGUUAGCUGGGUUCUAUGGAUUUGCUAUUAGCUUUGGUGUCAACGUAAUUCGUUGCUUCUGUCCUUGUUUUGGCAUUCGAGAAGUUGAUUAA